Sus scrofa (pig) is the source of this 7606-nucleotide messenger RNA. NCBI's taxonomy places the organism in Eukaryota, Metazoa, Chordata, Mammalia, Artiodactyla, Suidae. The record is from RefSeq and is a predicted model, not a curated record.
AUGUGCAGCGGGACGCCACCCAUUGACGUCCAGGCCCUGAAAAAGAAGGUCAGCAGGGUGACGUGCGACCCCGGGGUGCAGGCCAUCCUCAGCAACCUGCUGCUCUAUGUCACUGACCAUGAGGUAGGGCCCCAGGGGCCUCCUCCGGCCACGGGGAGCAGGGCGAGCCACGCGCCAGAGCCCCAGGACACGCAGCGGCGGCCCACGCGCUUCCAGCUCCUCCAGGCCAAGUUCAUGGGCUCUGGCCGGGAGCCCCGCCUCAAAAGGACCAGGGAGGUGGGGAGGCUGAUCUUCAAGGACAAGCAGGGCCCCGGAAAGGGCCUGGUGACGGCCACCAUCCACAAGCUCCUGGAGAAGGCCGGGGCGGGAGCCGAGGGCCCAGCGCAGGGCCGGGAGCGUGAGAAAGCCCGGCCCCCCGCCGGGAGGAGCUCUGUGAAGAACAUCCUGAAGGCGUUCUUGGCUGCGGAGGAGAAGGAAGCUCAGGAGAAGCCUCUCUCGGAGCUGCCCAAGGCCGCCAAGGGCCUCCUGCCCAAGGUAGGGGGCAGGCGAAGCUUGGCGCUGACCAAGCUGCAGGAGAAGUUCGAGCAGAGCGGCGGUCUCUGCGCCGAGGCCGCGGUGCUGCCCCUGCGCCUGGACCAGCGGAAGAAGAAGCACCUGCCCCAGAAGCAGCUGCACCGGCCCGAGCUCCGUGUGCUCCGCACGGCCACCUGGGCCAGUACCUGUGUCCGGGCACCCCCCGCCCGCUUCCUGGCCUGCUCGGCCGAGCCCGUGCUCCCCUGCAGCAUCGCCACCGUCGUCUGCGGCCCCCGGAGCUGGCUCUCCCGCGGCGCCAGAGUCACCCACAGGGAUGUGGGCCAAGAGCCCCGAGGAGAAGCAGGCACGUCCCUCCACACAGGAGCGAUGGCGCCCAGUGGGACACAAGUACCAGGAUGGGGGCAGCCCCCGCAGCCCCCCGCACCCCGGACGACCGCUCCCAGGGACAGCCUGGACACCGUGUUCCCCAGUUCGGGGCCCGAGUUCAUCCUCAGGGCUGCCCCCUCUCCUGCCUCCCCCAGGGAUGAAGCCCUUCGAGGCUGUGAGCCUGUGACGGCCCCACUCGGGCCAGCCAGCCCAGGGUGCGCCGGGGCAGCAGGGGGCAAAAGGACGGGGGAUGCCCCGGGGGCGAGGGGAGCAGGCCUGGGCCCAUGGCCGGGGCUUGUGGGGGAGGGAGCAGGGGCUGCCCCUGACGUCAUCCUGAGGGCCUGCUGUUCGGAGGAUGAAACCGAUGGAGCGACAGCAGACACAGAGCCAGAACCCCUCUUCGCCAUCCAGGAGAAUCUCCCCGAAGAGACAGCGCCAGGGCAGAUCCCUCCGCUUGCCGUGCCUGCUGCCCAGGCCGCGCGGCGCACACAGCCAGCCAUGGAGCCCCCACAGGUCACGGUCCGACUCCCGGUCGUCCACACAAUGCCGCCCCCUCCCACCACCCCGCAGAGGGCAAACGGUCCCCACGACCAUCGAGACCAAGGCUGGUGUCCUCAAGGCGGGUGUCCCCAAGGCAGGCGUCCUCAAGGCAGUGUCCCCAAGGCAGGCAUCCUCAAGGCCAGUGUCUCUGAGGCAGGUGUCUCUGAGGUAAGUGUCCCCAAGGCUGGCGUCUCUGUGGAAGGUGUCCCCAAGGCAGGUGUCCCUGAGGCAGGUGUCCUCAAGGCAGGUGUUCCCAAGGCUGGCAUCUCUGAGGCAGGUGUCCCCAAGGCCAGUGUCUCAGAGGCAGGUGUCCUCAAGGCAGGUGUCCCCAAGACCAGUGUCUCUGAGGCAGGUGUUCCCAAGGCAGGUGUCUCUGAGGCAAGUGUCCCCAAGGCAGGUGUCCCCAAAGUCGGUGUCUCUGAGGCAGGUGUUCCCAAGGCAGGUGUCUCUGAGGCAAGUGUCCCCAAGGCAGGUGUCCCCAAAGUCGGUGUCUCUGAGGCAGGUGUCUCCAAGGCAGCUGUCCCCAAAGUCGGUGUCUCUGAGGCAGGUGUCUCCAAGGCAGGUGUCCCCAAAGUCGGUGUCUCUGAGGCAGGUGUCUCCAAGGCAGGUGCUCCCAAGGCAGGUGUCUCUGAGGCAAGUGUCCCCAAGGCUGGCAUCUUUGCGGCAGGUGUCCCCAAGACAGGUGUCCCUGAGGCAGGUGUCUCCAAGGCAGGUGUCCCCAAGGCAGGUGUCACCAAGGCAGGUGUCUCCGAGGCAGGUGUCCCCAAGGCAGGUGUCCCCAAGGCCAUUGUCUCUGAAGCAGGUGUCCUUGAGGCAGGUGUCCCCAGAGUCGGUGCCUCUGAGGCAGGUGUCUCCAAGGCAGGUGUCCCCAAGGCCAGCAUCUCUAAAGCAGGUGUCCCCAAGGCAGGUGUCUCUGAAGUAGGUGUCUCCAAGGCCAGCAUCUCUGAGGCAGGUGUCCCCAAGACCAGCAUCUCUAAAGCAGGUGUCCCCAAGGCAGGUGUCCCUAAGGCCAGUGUCUCUGAAGCAGGUGUCCCCAAAGCAGGUGUUUCUGAAGCAGGUGUCUCCAAGGCCAGCAUCUCUGAGGCAGGUGUCCUCAAGGCAGGUGUCCCCAAAACCAAUCUCUCCAAGGCAGGUGUCUCCGAGGCAGGUGUCCCCAAGGCAGGUGUCCCCAAGGCAGAUAUAUCUGAGGCAGGCGUCCCCAAGGCCAGAGUCUCUGAGGCAGGUGUCCCCAAGGCAGGUGUCCCCAAAACCAAUCUCUCCAAGGCAGGUGUCUCUGAAGCAGGUGUCCCCAAGACAGCCGUCCCUGAGGCAGUUCCCCCAGGGAAACCACAGAGAUGUGGCCCUGGAGGACAGGAAACCAAAGGCAGCCCUGGGGUGUCACUCAAACUGCAGAAGCAUGAGGACAUCUGGGGACAGGAUGCUUCCCAACUAAGUUCUGAGGCUUGGCUGCCAGAACGGCUGGACAGGUGGGCCAGGGACGCCCGCACCCCACCACAUCAUUCCGAGCCCUCAGAAAGCCAGCAGAGGGGCCUCGCCAGCUGUGCCCCUGGCGGUCAGCAAGCACCAGUGCCCGAGGCCCCCAGUAGGGAGCACCAGACGGACAUCCCCACAUGGCCAGCAUCCCCAGCCAAGGGCAGGAUGAAGCCCGAAGGUCUGGCUUCAGCGGAUAAGAGCCCCCUGCAUGAGCAGGGAAGACACAGGGGGCCCCUGUCGUCACCAGAGUCGACCUGGCCCCUACUGGCCGCUGAAGGGAGCGCCAGCCAUGACCUUGGUGAGAACAGAGUGACCUCCUUAAAUGAACGACCGAAGCCCAGCGUCAGAGCCCCUGGGCAGGCGGCGGCUGCAAAAGCCCCCCAGGGUCCCCCAGCCCCAGCGACAGGGAACACCCUGCGCCCCCAAGACAGGGCGGCCGAAGAGCGGGCCUCUCGACAGGAGGUGGGGCGGGGCGUGCAGCCCCCAGGCCCAGCUCUUGUGGCCAAGGAGCCCGCUGGCCUGCCCCGCGGCCACCCCACAUGCAGAGCCUCAGGGUCGCUGCCCAGCCCCCGGCAGGAGGCCCUGGGCGCCCCAGGCCUGCCUGUCGAGCCCCCUGUGCCUGCGUCAGGUGAAUGGGCUGCAGGCAAAACGAAGGGGCCCACGGGAGGUGGAACUGUAGGUGCCAUGAAGUGGAGCCCUUCGGGGGGCAGCCCUGAGCCCCCAACUCCAGCCUGGGAUGGCCCAGCCCCACAGGGAGGCCACGCUUGGGGCGCGAGGCCAAGGCCUUUGGAGAACCAGCAGGCGGAGGGCGGGGCGCGCCCCUUGUCUGCAGAACAGCCUCCCCUUGGCGCUGGGCCUUCCCGCCAGCCUCCACCGAUGUGCACAGCAGCAGGAGGGCAGCGGGUGGACGGUGCAGCCCAGGAGCACCCGGACCUCCGGGCGCCUGGGGAAGUCACGGCUGGGCACAGGCAGCUGCCAGGAGCUGACCUGGGCAGCAGAGGAAGUCCUCGAGGGCGUGAGCAGGGAGGGCGGGGACCCGUGAGUCUGGACAGUCCCGGGAGGAGGGGAGAAGCUGCUUGGCGCCAGAAGGCCGGCUGGGGUGGAGCAGAGGGGGCUGCGAGCCGGGCCCUGGACGAGGCUGCAGCCCCCGAAGAGGCCACCAGCCUGCACACUGGGAAAGGCCCAGAGCGCCCCGCGGGGCAGCGGGGGAGGGGCACAGAGGGCCCUCCCCGGGGGCAAGGACACUGGGGCCAGGCUGCAGUGAGCCAAGCUCCUCCCUGUCAGGGAGCCCAGCGGGCUGGGCACAGGCCCCGCCCAGCAGGGUGGUGCCUCUCGACUUGGCCCAGCCUACUGGCGGCUCAGCAGAGGUGGCACCCGCCAUAGGCAAAAGUGGGGUGUCCCAGAGACCAGACCCCAGAGGCGGCCAGUGUGGGCCUGGAAAACCACGUGGGAAAGGGGAGAGCCUGACGGCCCCCAGCCCCCAGCCAGGGCAGGGCCCCACGGCGCCCCUCACCCCUGCCCAGGAGAGGCCCCCGGACCCCGCCAGGGCAGGGACAGGCACACGCGGACGCGGACAUGGCGCAAGGGCGGCUCACCUGGCCAAGUACAGAGCCCAGAGCUUCAGCGACCAGAGGUCCUUCGAGCUGUCGUUUAGACCGAUGGUCAUCAGGGCCAACGACACGUUCGCUCUUCCAAAGUGAGGCCCUGCCCGGAACGGCAGGCCUGAGCCCCCACAUCCGCUCCUUCCUCCAGGCGACCUCGCUCUGAGCGCUGGCACCUGUGUGGCUUCCUCUGUCCCUAAGUGACCCUGGAGGAUGUGAGCCCCAUGGCCAGCACACUCUGGCCAUGUUGGUGACACGUCGCCCACACCUGGCGUGCUCACUGGCAGCCGCCAGGCUCACACCUGACUGCAUAGAGCAGGUGUUUAGACUUGAACCUUUGGUGCUGAACUUCCUGUGUGUCUGUCCCCUCCCCUUUGGGGGCUCCAGCUUUGGGGGUCACUGGCCCCUCUUGGAUCGGACACAGUGGGGUGGUGAGUGGCCCUAAGUAGCCCAGCUCAGCCUGGAAGCCUUGGCCGAAGGCUUCUGUUGGAUGUAGCAAGUCCCAGGCAGGCCCGCAUCCCUGACCACCUGGCCGUGUGACAGUCAAGGGGACGCUGGGAUCCCGGGUCAGGCCCCUCAGUCCCUGCUCAGGAAGGCCGGACCAGGGCCAGCAGACGCGGGAGGGGAUGCUGGAGUCCAUCCAGAUGACAGGGACCCUCAGACCGUCAGAGGCCGUUUCCAGCGUGCAAUUCCACGGAAGCGUUUGCUCAGAAACUGGGGAGGAAAGGAAGCUGUCACCAGCCUCCUGUCUGUCUCUGUCAUCACAGCAGCCUCCUUGGGGCCUGCAAGUCCGGCUGGGAUCCCGGACAGUAGCAAGGGUCCCCCUCUGGGCCUGCUGCCCUGCAAAGCACUCGGGCUUCCGCCACUGCUGAGACGGCGCACUCUCCGUCUGGAAUGUUUGAAUAUUGUAGGAGCAUAAAAGAGGAAACAAACCCCGAAACCCCAUGGCCUCAAGGUGACGUUGCCCUGUCUCCACGUUCGUUCUCCAAGCUUGGCCUCAGCCUCCAUCCCGCAGCAGACACGUGGGCACGGCCGUGUGAGUCUCUGAACCUUCGUCCCAGAGCAGCCACGACACGGCCUGAAGUCCUGGCGCGUGGGGCUCAGAGUGAGGGGCCGAGGGCGUCCAGGCCGAGCCAAGUGGGGCUCUCCCCUGCCCGCUCUCCUGCGGAGAGUGGAUUCUGCUUUUGAGGAGCCGUGAUGGCUGCAGUGCCAGGUGCCGGCCCGCCUCUGCUUUUCCGACUUCGUGUUCAUUUGGAGACAGGACAUUUCUGACCCGAGCUGUGAUGCUGCUGAGUAAGCACGGUGACCGAAGUGGCCCUGAGCUCGGCAGGGGCUCGAGGUCCUGCAGGCUGGCUGUGCUGUGUCCAGGGCAGGGCUCGUUCGAUGCCCCCUCCCCGGCAAUUAAUUUCACACCCAGCAGAUCAGAAACUUCCUUCAGGCCAAUCCUCAGCGUGUCCAAGGGCCCCGGGAGCUCCUGGGAGGAGCUGGGUCCCUCCAUAGUGCAGGCUGGGGCCCAGACACGACACUUACCAGCACACACAGUGCUCCCAUGUCCAGUAUCUGGGCACCUGGGUGAGGACCCCAGCUUCCGGAAUGGGGAGCCAGGGGCAGGCCCCUCACCUGCUGUGUUUCACUCCCACCAGUUGAGAGCCAGUGUAGACAGGACUGAGGGGCUGGCUACGGGCCGGCCCACCUGGAGGAGGGGGUCAGAGCACAUGGGCCAGGAGUUCCUGGUGCCCUUGGCCCUGCGGUUUUUGGGAAGGAUGCACCAGACUUGGGGUUGGCCCCCUGGUGCUGCAAAAGCCAGGAGGCUCAUGAGACUCCCACAGGGAAGGGAAGCGGCAAAGCCCCCGAUGCUGGGCCUUCUUGGUUCCUGGAUUCCACCUGCUGGAGCUGGAAGGCGACCUCCCGCUACUGCACUGGAGGCACCGUCUUCAUUUACACCCUGCUCUGGAAAGGAUCUGAGGCGGUGUUUGGCAAAGAAGGUGAUGACAGAGGAGAUAAAAAUAUAUUCACUGGGUGUUCCCUUUGUAAAAUAAGAAGCAGGAGGGUUUUGUUGCUAUUUUUAAAUAGACCAGAAUGUCCACUGGAGAUGCAGUGCGUGGCACCACCUCAAGGGAGGGAAACGUGACCAGAAUCUGGCUGAGGUCGCAGUCUUGUAGAAGGCGCACCCGGGGUGCCCGGGACAUCGGCAGGUGCAGAGCGAGUUGGUGCCCUGCACGCCGAUUCCACACACACAGCUGAGGGUUACCCGUGCCCCAGAGGGCACAGACCCAACAACCCUCGGGAAAGACUAGGGUGAUUUUCCGGGUGUCAGCCUGCCUCAGGCUACACUGACCGUGCCAGUCGGAGGACAGCCAUGGGAGGAAGUGUUGGCACCACAGGUGAGGCUGUCUUUUCUACAAAAGGAAGACUCUCCGACCGUCCUGGGUUGAAAUAACUGUUGCAGGAGCAAGGGGGAUACCAGAUGGCGGGCACUUUACAUAAAACCCACAGCAAAGGGGCAUUUACGUUGGUGUUUUAGUUGACACUCACCGUCUCGCGUAGCUGGUCCACGGCCACCUGGCUUCAGUCUUUCACGACUGCGACUGUUCACAGACUUCUGUGAGUCACGCGUGUGUGCGUGUGGGACGCAGGGAGAAAACACCCGCCAGGUUCACGAGAGAGUGUCUUUGCUUCAGAUGUUCCUUCAGGAACAGCAGCAUUCGGAAGUUUACAAAUUCAGCAUCACCUUUUUUUUUUUUUGCUUUUUAGGGCCGCAGCCAUGCAUAUGGAGGUUCUCAGGCUAGGGGUCGAAUCAGAGCGACGGCUGCCGGCCUGCACCACAGCCACAGCAACACGGGAUCCGAGUGGCAUCUGCAACCUACACCACAGCUCACGGCAACGCCAGAUCCUUAACCCACUGAGCGAGGCCAGGGAUCGAACCCGCAACCUCAUGGUUCCUUGUUGGAUUUGUUUCCACCGCGCCCCAGCCAUGACGGGCGCUCCGGCCAUGAUCUUCUAGUUAAUAUGCGAUUUGCUGUUGAUCCAAUCUUCCUUCUCUCAUCCUCUUCUGUAGGCAAAUAAGUAUAAAAGGAUUCAUUAGACAAAAA